AUGCAAAGCUGUACCUUCCACUCCGCAACUCCCUCCACCCCGUACCUUACCCAAGGUACGGACCUGAGGUACCUUGAGGUAGGUAAGUCUGUGCGAGAAAGAGCCCCGCAUUACCUCAUCCCCUCCUUCCCGACUCUCACUCGUGCGAAACCAAACCCCAGACUGAUGCGCAAACUCGACACUCGAGAGGGAAGGAGCCCUUUUGGGUCUCCCAUUCUCUUCUCCUCACUUGCCCCGUUCAUCUACCAAGACCCCUACGAUAUGCCGGAAGCAACUUUUGUGACUUGGGUUGUCUGGGGGCGGUCAGCAACUCAGCGUGCGCCUACGCCUGCCGCCUGCCUCGGUCGACGCCCAAGUACCCUGCAUCUGAACACCCAGAAAGGGAAAAAGAAGGAAGAAAAAGAAAAAGUCCACCAGGAAACGACAGAAACACCGAGAGCCCAAACGGAACAAGCACCACAAGCCUCGAUCCCCCUUUUCUGUGCCUGCGAAGUACACUACUCGGCCGAUGCCCGUGGCAGGACACCAAAGUUAUUGGAGGUACUCCGUACUCCGUACCUCAACUCGUGUACGGAUACAGCUCACGUUCGUUUUGCCAAGCAGCUAUUUUCAUCCACUUCACUCACUGCCGUCCUCGGUCCCGUCAUCACCAAGUAUCCACGGGGUAUCCUCGCCCGCAAACCCCAAGCCAAAUCGACUUUACCAGGACCUUGCCCGAAGCUCGAGAACUUUCAACUGCCUGCCUACAUGGGGACGCAAUUGACAACGUCACCAGAAAACCCGCCUUUUUUCGUUGCCCGUGCCAUCGUCCUGCACCACUGCUUUGCACCUCACUCGCGGCCGUGCACCGUCCCUGGGCCCCCAGUCGAAAGUUCCAGCCCACCCGCUGGAAUGCUUCUGGAAGAUCAAGCCUGCCACUCGCGGUCCAACGGGGUCUUUGCUUGCAGCCCUCCUGUCCGCUAUCCACAUCCGGCCGACAGGGAUACUGCUUCUUUCCGAUCAGGGGGGACACUGAGAGACUGGACUGCUACGGUGCUUCUCAGUCCAGUCAGCUGCUUGCGGGAUAUUGGGCUCGGGAUUUCUUGGAACGUCGAGAAUCCCGAAUACCUGCUCAGGAACCCGGGACGCAGAGAAAGCACUGUUCCCUACGAGGCUACAACCACCCAUGGCCGCAACGGAGAACGUGCGGAGUUUAUUUGGCUCUGUUAUGUAUGCUCUGCCCUACUAUUGCUCGCCGCUCGUGGGGAGCGCCUGCAACCCCAUUACCUUGCGGCCCGUAUAAUGCCUCAGUCAGUUUUGUCCCCUCCCCUCUCAUUUUUGGAUCAGAGACGUUUGACGGAGCAGUUGCACCACAACGGCGCAUCUACCUACAUGAGCAAACGAAUCAACCACUCGCAAUUCCCGGCAUGCCUUGGCCUCUGCGACCCCUACUCCGCCGCGAAUCUCUUUUGGAUGCUUCAGAGUCCGUCCCCACUGGCACGCGACGAUAAGACGGCUCAGACUUACUACACACAAAGUAAAGCCGAGAUUCCGUUGGCCACGGUGGGUCUUCCGAGUUCUAGAGCGAGUCAACAGCCCGGCCCCAUUGUCCAGGUCGUCCCACGUCUUGGUCUUCUGGGCCCGGGUCUCUCGUCCAUGGUAUGGUGGUGUUUCCUCGUUGCCAUUCCCGAGCUGUCGGCAGCGACCCAAGGCCAGGUACCGAUCAACUACGGAAGACCAUCUGAGUGGAUGAAGCCCACGAUAAUCGUAGGAAAAUAUUCAUCAUCUACCUUAAUCGCCUUGACUUUUUCUCCCCCUCCCCCCUCCACAGGGCCACAUCCAUCCCACUCGAUGAAUGAAGAAGUUCUCGUCCUCGUCUUUUUCUGGUGUCCAAAAACCAUCUUCAGCCACUCAGCAUUGAACGUGUCGAGAUUCCAUCGUCUCUGUCAGGAAUAUUGGGGUACCACUGCUAGCAUAUGGGACUACGCAGUAGCUCAAGACGUCGUUCACCAUCUCCCGUCAGUCCCGCCGUUGGUUCCCAUCGAGUCUGGCCACCAACCUCAGACUCAGACUGGGUUGCUUUACUGGCUGGCAUCACCAACGACCAACCAUACCAACUGUGAGCCGUCCCAUCAUUCUAGCCCGGCGGGCAAGACUCCAGAAGUCGCUAACACGUCCAUCAGCAUCGAAAUCGCCCUGCAUCGCGUCCCGCCGGGACUUCCCACCCUUCUCAUACGACAACGAACCUGCGCUUUCCGGGAACCCCGCCCAUCGUUGCUCCUUAGUCUGGGUCUGCGUCUUCUUAGCGUUCGCAGCAACAGCUCUUUGAGAGGAGAGUACCUUACCACCACCGUGUAUGAGGUAGCAAGCGAAUCGCACUUGCACUUACUUGCCUUUACCUUGGGGAUCGUGGCUACUGCAUCCGCACCGCACACCUCUCUCACACCCACUUAUUCACACACCCACUUUGGACUCGCCUCUAGGAGGCACAAGAACCACCACUUUGCUUUUCAUUUUCCUGCUCCGACUCGCCGUCUUCAAGGCUUCCUCUUUCUAAUCACUUCUCAUUCUCUCAGCCUGCGAUCCCUCCAUCCCGCGUGGCACCCAAAAAAAAUCGCCCCCAAACGGAAGACCAAAGUGCAACAACCGACCCUUGCUGGGGUUCCUUACGACUUCUUACAACAGACGACACAGCCUUUUUUUUCUCUUCCCCCCCCCUUCUGGGCCUGGGCGUUGAUUGCGCUCAUCUCUUCAUUGGCGAAACACAAACACGACCCGGAUUCGGCCUGGGGAGAGGGAGGCCGGCCUACCCAUUUCCCAUGGACCAUGACCACACACCUCGGCCAAUCUGGAUUGCAGCAUUUCCUGCUGUCCCUGGCCGUCAAACCUGACCGACCGUCGUCAUGUUAUUGGAGAGAGCCGCUCGUUCACCGCCUCACCGCUUCCCGCAUAUCAGUGCACAUCCCCAUCCUCCUCGUCUUCCCCGUCGCUCCCAGACACUCAGACAAGCCCGACACGAGACACCGGCAAUCAGGAUAA
Molecule: messenger RNA, 3018 nt
Organism: Colletotrichum lupini
Lineage: Eukaryota; Fungi; Ascomycota; Sordariomycetes; Glomerellales; Glomerellaceae
Exons: 19
Coding region: 1-3018 (1005 amino acids)
Source: RefSeq, a predicted model, not a curated record